Molecule: messenger RNA, 870 nt
Organism: Limulus polyphemus (Atlantic horseshoe crab)
Lineage: Eukaryota; Metazoa; Arthropoda; Merostomata; Xiphosura; Limulidae
Product: lactadherin-like
Exons: 7
Coding region: 1-870 (289 amino acids)
Source: RefSeq, a predicted model, not a curated record
AUGCAAGUAUUCACGUAUGGAUUGGAAUGCGCUGAUCCCAUGGGGCUAAUGUCAGGAGCUGUGGAAGAUUGGCAGAUAAGCGCCAGCUCUAUCAAAUCGUCAAAUGAAGCUCCUUCUUGUUCCAUCCGAUAUGCCCGACUUUUCCAACCCACGGGUAACGCUUGGUGUGCUGGCAACAAGAGGGCUCUGGAAUGGCUACAAGUUGAUCUAGGGGUUCCCACGAAGAUUACCAGUUUGAUGACUCAAGGACGUGCUGACGGAAAGGAAUGGGUGAAGUCAUACCUGGUGUCUCACAGCAUGGAUGCCUUUCAUUGGUCAUUCUGUCAAGACACAUAUGGAUCCAGACAGGUAUUUGAUGGAAAUGUGGAUUCUCAUUCCAUAAAACAAAGCUAUCUUCGAGACCCGGUAGUUGCGCGGUUUGUACGCAUUCAUGUCUUGGAAUGGCAUGAUUAUCCGAGCAUGCGUCUUGAAGUUGUGGGCUGUCAAGAGUGUAACAAAGUCAUCAGUAGUCCUCCAAAAGCAAAGCUGACUGCUUCCUCCUUCCGUCCAUGGCACAAGCAACUCACUUGUACCCCAGAAGAUGGUCAUAUUUAUAGCCCCGGAGCCUGGUGCCCCAAGAAAAAGAACGUUAACCAGUGGCUUCAAGUUGACCUGGGUCCUCCGACUACAAUAACUGGUAUAACCACGAAAGGAAGAGGAGAUGGCCAUCGAAAACACUGGGUAACAUUUUACAUGCUAUCUUACAGCAACGACAGUCUAAACUGGAAUUUCUACAAAGACGAUAACCAUCUAGAUCCAAAGGGUGUUCAAAAAAGUUCGUCAGAUGGAGUUAAGAUUGCACGAGGAAAAGAGCUAAUUAAUGCAGAAUAA